Messenger RNA from Alosa alosa (allis shad), 3140 nucleotides. It is a transcript of the gene slc43a1a, whose product is annotated as solute carrier family 43 member 1a. Gene Ontology annotation, molecular function: L-amino acid transmembrane transporter activity; neutral L-amino acid transmembrane transporter activity. Gene Ontology annotation, biological process: transmembrane transport; neutral amino acid transport. The record is from RefSeq and is a predicted model, not a curated record. The transcript is spliced from 15 exons. NCBI's taxonomy places the organism in Eukaryota, Metazoa, Chordata, Actinopteri, Clupeiformes, Clupeidae. The coding region runs from base 229 to 1848 and encodes 539 amino acids.
CCGGUCGGGUCUAGAACAGAUAGGCUGAGCACUGAGCAGUGACGAGUUUCUCUCACCUAUCGUGAAAGAAGUGUUUCUUUCAUUCAUUCAAUUAUUUAAAGGGAAGAAAAUGAAUAAUUAAUCGGAGAAUUUGAUCUUUAAAGUAUUGACUUUUUUGAGCGCGCGAUUGUGUGAAACUCAGGAAGUGAAGCUGAACACGUGUGGAGACGUCUAAGAGAAAAGUCAGAAAUGAAGUCAAUGGCUCCAUCUCUGGAGCAGGCGUACGGGCGCCGCUGGUGGAUGGCGAUCACGGCGGUGCUGGAGAACCUGCUGUGCUCGGCUGUGCUGCUGGGCUGGGGCUCCCUGCUCAUCAUGCUCAAGAGCGAGGGCUUCUACUCCCACCUCUGCAUAGGUGUUAACCAGACAGUAGUGGAGAUCAACAGCACCUCUGGGUCGUGGCUGAGUUGCAAGGACCAGGAUGAGAAGCUCAACCUGGGCUUCACCAUCGGCUCCUUCCUGCUCAGUGCGGCCACCCUGCCCCUUGGCAUCCUCAUGGACAAAUUCGGGCCCCGACCCAUACGACUCAUGGGCAGUGCUUGUUUUGCUUUUUCCUGCGCAUUGAUGUCUGUGUCAGCAUAUAACCCCCAAGAUCUCUCGGCACUCAUCUUCCUGGCUCUGUCCCUCAAUGGCUUCGGAGGAAUCUGCCUGACAUUCACCUCUCUGACGUUGCCCAACAUGUUUGGCAGUCUCAGCUCCACCGUCAUGUCCCUGAUGAUUGGCUCCUACGCCUCCUCUGCUGUGACCUUCCCUGCAGUCAUGCUGAUUUAUAAAGCUGAAGUAUCAUUCCGCGUGAUCAUGUGGGUGUGGUCAGGUGUCGCUGGCAUGGUCUUCGUGAACUGCUUCCUGAACUGGCCUGCCAAGGGUUUCCCUACCCCGGAAGAACUGGAGUACAAGAAAGCAGUGAAGGAGAAUGAGCGCUCACUGGACCACAAGCCAGAACAGAACCAUUCUGCAGAGAAACCCUCCGCCAUCACCCCUCCAAAUUCUGUGCCGUUCCUUCGCUCCGUCUUCACCCCCAUCUUUGCCUGGAGUCUGAUUACCAUGGGGAUGUCCCAGCUGCGCAUCAUCUUCUUCAUGGGGGCCAUGAACAAGAUGCUGGAGUGGCAAGUGACGCAUGGAGAGCCACAUCCUUCUGACAUGUUGGUGAAGGAAAUGGAGGGGAAGGUGGACUUCUACGCCACCAUCUUUGGCACUCUGCAGCUGUUGUGCCUGUUGACCUGCCCCCUGAUUGGCUACAUCAUGGACUGGAAGAUGAAGGAGUGUGAGGAUGAGAAAAGCGGAGGAGAUAACGGAGUGUCAUCAGGCUCCAGGCGAGACAGAAAGAUCCAGAAAGUGACCAACGCCAUGAGGGCUUUCACCCUCACCAACCUACUGCUGCUGCUGUUUGGAAUUCUGUGCCUCAUCGACAACCUCCCCUUGCAGGUUCUGACGUUCAUUCUUCACACGAUGGUGAGGGGAUUCAUCCAUUCCUGCUGUGGGGGCCUGUACGCGGCAGUGUAUCCAUCCAAUCACUUUGGCACUCUGACUGGCCUUCAGUCCAUGAUCAGUGCAGUGUUUGCCCUCCUGCAGCAGCCCCUGUUCCUUGCCAUGUUGGGGCCUCUGAAGGGAGAUGCCUAUUGGAUCAACGUGGGUCUGCUGAUCUUCUCAUUGGCCGGAUUCCUGCUGCCCGCCUACCUGUUCUACUAUCGCAGGCACCUCAUCCAGGAGAAGGAAGCAAGAGAGCAGGCAGCUGAGCAGCAGCCACUCAACCACACCGAGACCAAUGGGCACAAACCCCACACCAAUGGACACCUACCGCUGGAGGCUUAAGCUUUUAACCUCCAACUGAAUGAAUGAACAGCUGGAAUGAUGAACUGGAAUAAUGAAGAAGCUGUUUCAACUUUUCACACAUACACACUCAAACCCACACACAUGUAAACUAUGCACAAAUCUACACUUUUUCAUUGCAGUGCUUUGCUGAUAUUCAGGUGUCAGAAGAUGAAUUGUCCAGAUAGAUGGCGUAGUUUUCACAGACUUGGCAUAUAUGUGAAGUUGGGGCUUAAUGUUAUUUUAGUGACUCGAAUCCAAAGACAAAUCAGCUGUCCUGCACAGCUUGAGUUAAGACUGUAGAAGUUAGGACCACGGCCCGCUGCACGCACAGAUACCCAGGACAGUUGUCUCUGAAAUGUCUACCUCUUCCUUUUCCAUGUGUUUUUAAUGUGCAUGCCUUAGCCUGUGUUCAUGUCUUGUCAUCCAACUCAGACUCAAUGGGAGUGUGAAUUCUAGUGUAAGUGUCCAGCUGAUUUCAGAGUGCCAUAUUAUGACAUGAGGAUGGGGGCGGGGGGGGGGGAGUUGGCAGGGUGCUCAGCCUUUAGUUUGACCUACAUCAGCUUCAACUAAAGUGUUUUGUAUUAUAGCAUUAUUUGUAAGGAAAUAUCACCUCAAAACAUUUCUGUCCUUGAAUUCAAAGGGCUUGAAAUGUACAAUAGUGAGUUAAUGUAUCAUGAAUAGAAUGCUAUUUUGUAUUUACAACGGCUGUAUUUUUGUGUAAGGGAAUGAAUUUGUUUAUAUUUUAAUUGUAAGUGUAUACAUGAAUACCAAGGUACUUAGUUUGCUCAUGUUUUAAGGUUUGUGCUUUAAGGUUUUGAAGUGUGUAUUUUUUUUAAAAGUUAGUAUAAUAUCUGGAAUUUUAUUGGGAAAAAAAAGAAAUUCUUAAAAUGGAUCUGAUGGUCAGAAAAGCUUUGUCAUGGAAACAAAAGGAUGGUUUUCUAGAUGGGCGAGAUUUACUCUAGGAUAAAGUAUGUUGUAAAUGCUUGUGCUUGCUUCCACUUUGGUGAGAGUAGCUCACCAUGCAGUCACAUUAGGUCAUUUAUUAUCCACAAGUGCCACAACACAUUUGCCUUUUGUAAAUCGAGCCAUGAAUGUAAAAAAGUACUGUCCCCUGUUCACACCUGGAUAAACCAAAGUCCACUGAGCAGCUAUGUUCAGGUAUCAUUCUCAGGGCUAAGUACUAUGCAAUUAUUUCUUUGCAGUCAUGCAAUGCAAAAGAAAUUGUCACAUGUGCUCUCUUGCGCAACAUCAAAAGCGUCACAUUCUUUAUCAAUAAAAUAGCUGGAAAUGUA